CGCGAGCAGGCCGGUCUUGCCGUCGCGGCGCUGAUCCGAUUCAAUAAAGACGUGUUCGUGGGUCAGGUUAUGAUGGGCCCAACCGUGCGGGCUUUGGUGUCGAUGGGCUAUGUUCACUCGGUAGAGGUGUUGUGCUCGCUGAUCAGGUCUAUUAGGUCUCCUCUCGUGGACGAGAUCGAAUCGAACGGCGAGAUUCCGAGGGUGAUAGUGCUGUUGAAUUCCCGCGAUUUGCAGCUGCAGGUGCUGGCGUUGGAGUGUGUGUUGGAGAUUGGGUACUUCGGACGCAAGGAAGCGGUGGAGGCUAUGGUGAAGGAGGGGUUGGUGGAGAAGCUGGUAGAGUUGCAGAGGUCGGAGAACGGUGGCGAUUUGAUUGAGAUUGGGAAAGAAAGAGUUUGUGGGGUUUUGGAAAGACGCCCUUUUGCGAGCUGCGUAGCAAAGUUUGCGGUGCAGUUGGAGGUUGGGGAAGGGCUGCGACAGAGAGAGAAGAGGGCAGUUAAACCGGAGAUUUUGGUGAGAGUCAGAGAAGCUUCUCUUUUUGAUGCCGAAGUGCCACCAUUGCUGCUGAAGUUUUGUGGGGUUCUUCGCCAUAGAUUAUUUUCUGCAAACAAGACGGAGAAUAUAAAAACCAGUACACUUCAGUAA
Messenger RNA from Vigna angularis (adzuki bean), 642 nucleotides. RefSeq lists its product as uncharacterized. The coding region runs from base 70 to 642 and encodes 190 amino acids. Lineage: Eukaryota; Viridiplantae; Streptophyta; Magnoliopsida; Fabales; Fabaceae. The record is from RefSeq and is a predicted model, not a curated record. The transcript has a single exon.